AUAAUAUAUAUAAACUAAUAUGCCUCCCAAAAAAUAGAAGGAUGAUGGAGCAUAAAAUAACGCUGCCAAAAUUACAAUGCUGGAUUUUGAAGCUAAAAGAAUGCAAAUGAGAAUAGUAGAAGAACAAAUGAGAGCUGAUCGAUCUAAAACAUAAGAGAUGCAAUUACAACAAAAAUAUUUAAGUUUAGAGAAAGAUUUUAAAGGAGAGAAAGAAAAAUUAUUCAAUAUCAGUACAGAUAUGAAUAGAUAAUAUAAGUAAAUGCAAGAUGAAUUACUUAAAGAUAUUAAUGAAUUGAAUGCGACUGUCAAAGAGAAAGACGAAGUUAUUAGUACUUACUUAAUAAAAUAUACUUAGAAACCAAAGAAUAAUAGAUUACAGAUUAUCGAGGCAGUUAUGAGGAAAAACUCAAGAAGAAAGAUUAGGAUAUUGCUGAAUUAAGAAAAAAGAUUGAUGAUAUGUCUUUAGAGUUUGCAGAUAUGCUUAAAGAAACCUUAAACAAAAUGUAAGAAAGAAUCGAAUUAGCUUAAUGGGAUAACAAUUCUGAUAAUUAAGUUAUGAGAAAUUUCAAGGAAGCCUCAGGUUUUGGAAAUUGAACAAUAC
This is a messenger RNA of Paramecium sonneborni, 601 nucleotides long. Lineage: Eukaryota; Ciliophora; Oligohymenophorea; Peniculida; Parameciidae. The record is from the annotation of a GenBank genome assembly.